This is a messenger RNA of Cloeon dipterum, 648 nucleotides long. RefSeq lists its product as uncharacterized. Lineage: Eukaryota; Metazoa; Arthropoda; Insecta; Ephemeroptera; Baetidae. The transcript has 4 exons. Gene Ontology annotation, molecular function: protein dimerization activity. Bases 1 to 648 code for a protein of 215 amino acids. The record is from RefSeq and is a predicted model, not a curated record.
AUGUUGAUGGACGCUUUGAGCUGCUCAAGUAGUUCAGAUGAAUCUUCUGACGUAUUAAGUAAUGUAGAAGGAGUAGCGGUACCGAGUGACAGGCGAGGCCGUUUUAUCAAGCUCAAGAAGAUAAGAAGAGAUGACCUGAAAGAAAGCUUUGACGCCCUGAUCCAUGUUUGUCCUGGCCUGAAGGGAAUGAACCCGGUACCCUCUCGCGGUAAAGUCCUUACCAAAGCUGCGGACUUGAUAAAAAAUUGGAGCAAAGAUUUUGACCUUAGCAAAGAAGGACUGAAAGCUUUCCAGGAGAAUUCGAAAUACAUGAAUGAUUUUCGCAAAGAGAUGGAAAAUGUCGAAAGGACCGGCACAAUGACCGAAGCCUAUAGACAAAUGAAAGAGCACAUCGAGAAAAACAAGGCCCAGUUUGCUAUGUUUACUCAAGAGCAGUAUGUUCCUGCAGAACUUUGCGAGGGUCUGAAUAUGGAUGAGAUUAUGGAGAUCCUUUCUCAUCAGGGUGAGCAUCUUUAUGACGGAGAUGUUGAUUCUGGUGAAGACGACGUUGGAGAUGAUGAAAAUUCCAACGAAAAUGAUAAAGACUCAUAUGAAGAGGAUAGCCAAGUUGAAUAUUUUGAUAUCGGGGCGGAGGAAGUUAUUAUCUAA